UUUAGAAUGGCUACGGAAGUCAGUUUUUCAACUUCACCCAACUCCAUCGACGUUUCAUGAAAUACUAAUAUAUAAAGAGUUUUGAGCCUGGAUCGAAGCCACAAGAUGGAUUGUUACCAUGAAUUCAUUUCAUCCGGAGCAAGGGCAGCAGGGUUGAAGACCUUUGGGGAAGCCCACCCCUCCAGUGGCCAACAUGGGGGACGAAAGCGAGUGGAUAAAGCUUCCCAUCGACCAGAAAUGUGAACACAAGUUGUGGAAAGCUCGUCUGAACGGAUACGAGGAGGCCGUGAAGCUGUUCCAGAGGAUAGAAGACGAGAAGAGUCCCGAGUGGGGGAAGUACCUCGGACUGAUCAAGAAGUUUGUCACCGACUCGAACGCCAUCGCUCAGCUCAAAGGCCUGGAGGCAGCGCUGUCCUUUGUCGGGAACGCCCAUGUCGCUGGAAAGACGGCGGGUGAGGUGGUGUCGGGAGUGGUGACCAAAGUGUUCAACCAGCCCAAGGCCCGGGCGAAGGAGCUCGGCACGGAGAUCUGCCUGAUGUACAUGGAGAUCGAGAAGGCCGAGGUGGUUCAGGACGAGCUGCUGAAGGGGCUGGACAACAAGAACCCCAAGAUCGUGGUGGCCUGCCUCGAGGCGCUCAGGAAGGCCCUCAGUGAGUUUGGCUCUAAGAUCGUGACGCUGAAGCCGGUGGUGAAGGCUCUGCCCAAACAGUUUGAGUCCCGAGAGAAGGCGGUGAGAGACGAGGCCAAGCAGCUGGCCGUGGAGAUCUACAGGUGGAUCAGAGACGCGCUGAGACCGCCACUGCAGAACAUCAACUCUGUGCAGCUGAAGGAGCUGGAGGAGGAGUGGGUGAAGCUGCCCUCGUCUGCCCCCAAGCAGAGCCGGUUCCUGCGCUCGCAGCAGGACCUGAAGGCCAAAUUCCAGCAGCAGAGCGCACAGGGAGGAGGAGAGUCCGACGGAGAUGACGAGGCAGAAACGGUGGCGGCGGUGGAUCCGUACGAGCUGCUGGAAGCCGUGGAGAUUCUGGCCAAGAUGCCCAAAGACUUCUACGACAAAAUAGAAGCUAAAAAGUGGCAGGAAAGGAAGGAAGCUCUGGAGGCCAUCGAGACUCUGACCAAGAAUCCCAAACUAGAGAACGGAGACUACGGAGACCUCGUCCGAGCGCUGAAGAAGGUUGUGGGAAAAGACGCCAACGUGAUGUUGGUGGCGUUGGCUGCCAAGUGUCUGGCUGCGCUCGCCUCCGGCCUCCGGAAGAAGUUUGGAACAUAUGCAGGACAAGUAGCUCCAACUAUUCUGGAGAAGUUCAAGGAGAAGAAGCCUCAGGUCGUCCAGGCCCUGCAGGAGGCCAUCGACGCCAUCUUCCUCACGACCACUCUCCAGAACCUCUCGGAGGACGUCCUCUCUGUGAUGGACAACAAGAACCCGUCCAUUAAGCAGCAGGCCUCUCUGUUCCUGGCCCGCUCCUUCAGACACUGCACUCAGGCCACGCUGCCCAAGAGCAUCCUCAAGCCGUUCUGCGCUGCUCUCCUCAAGCAAGUGAACGACUCUGCUCCCGAGGUGCGUGACGCCGCUUUUGAGGCGUUGGGCACGGCCAUGAAAGUGGUGGGGGAGAAAGCCGUGAACCCGUUCCUGGCCGACUUGGACAAACUCAAACUGGACAAGAUAAAGGAGUCGGCUGAUAAAGUGGAACUCCCCGGGGGGAAGAAAGGUUCAGGAGGUGGAGCCGGGGACAAGAAGCCUGCUGCUAAAGCUCCUGCUCCUGCUGAAGCUCCGCCCAAAUCCUCCGGCCCGCCCAAGAAGAGCCAAGCUGCUGCUUCCAGCAAGGCGUCUUCAGGUCCACCUAAGAAAGGCAAAGCAGCCGCUGCAGGUGGUGGAAAAGCCAAGAAGACGUCCGACAACAAAGAAGUGAUAGAGACUGAACUGUCGCCCGAGGCGAGUGAGGAACUGGCAUCCAGAGUCCUUCCUGCUUCCUGUCUGCAGCAGCUGGACUCCUCCAACUGGAAGGAGAGGCUGGCGAGUAUGGAGGAGUUCCAGAGGGCGGUCGAGACCAUGGACAAAGUGGAGAUGCCGUGUCAGGCCCUAGUCCGGAUGUUGGCCAAGAAACCGGGCUGGAAGGAGACAAACUUUCAGGUGAUGCAGAUGAAGCUGCGCGUCGUGACUCUCAUAGCUCAGCGGGGGCAGUUCUCCAAGACGUCGGCCUCCGUGGUCCUGGACGGUUUGGUGGACAAAGUCGGAGACGUCAAGUGCGGAGGAAAUGCCAAAGAGGGACUGACUGCGAUCGGAGAGGCCUGCUCGCUGCCGUGGACCGCAGAGCAGGUCGUCUCGAUGGUUUUUGCACAGAAGAACCCGAAGAACCAGGCGGAGUCUCUCAAUUGGCUGGCGAACGCCAUGAAGGAGUUUGGCUUUGCUGGAAUCAACGUGAAGGGUUUCAUCAACAACGUGAAGACCGCUCUGGGAGCGACCAACCCGGCGAUCCGGACGGCGGCCAUCGCCCUGCUGGGCGUCAUGCACCUCUACAUGGGAGCGCCGUUGCGCAUUUUCUUCGAAGACGAGAAGCCGGCGCUCCUCGCACAGAUCGACGCAGAGAUCGAAAAGAUGAAGGGCCAGUCUCCCCCAGCUCCAGUCAGAUUCACCAGGAAGGCGGGGGCAGACGAGGAUGGUGAUGAAGGCGAGGAGCAGGAUGAAGACGGAGGAGGAGGAGCAGGACAUGACAUCAUGGACCUGCUGCCCAGAACUGACAUCAGUGAGAAGAUCACGUGCGACCUGGUGUCUAAGAUCGACGAUAAGAACUGGAAGAUCAGGAAGGAGGGUCUGGACGAGGUGGCAGCCGUCAUCUCCGAGGCCAAAUUCAUCACGUCCAACAUUGGGGACCUGAGCCUGAGCCUGAAGGGUCGACUGGGCGACUCAAACAAGAUGCUGGUCCAGCAGACGCUGACCAUCCUGCAGCAGCUGGCUAUCGCCAUGGGACCUGGACUGAAGCACCACGUCAAAUCUCUGGGGAUCCCUGUGAUCACUGUGAUGGGAGACAUCAAGCCUAAUCUGAGGAUGGCUGCCCUGACCACUGUGCAGGCGUGGGUGGAGCAGACUGGGAUGAAGGACUGGCUGGAAGGAGAAGACCUGUCAGAGGAGCUGAAGAAAGAGAAUCCCUUCCUGCGACAGGAGGUGCUGAGCUGGUUGGCAGAGAAGCUGCCCACCCUGAGGACGGUGCCCGUGGAUCUGAUGCUGUGCGUCCCCCCGCUAUACGCCUGCCUGGAGGACCGCAACGGGGACGUGAGGAAGAAGGCCCAGGACGCCCUACCCACCUUCAUGAUGCACCUGGGUUUUGAAAAAAUGUCCAAGGCUGCGGGGAAACUCAAACCGGCCUCCAAGGAUCAGGUGUUGGCCAUGUUGGAGAAGGCCAGAGCGGUGAUGCCCGCCAAACCCGCCGCUCCUGCCAAGGCCGGAGGCGGGAAAGGCUCCGCGGAGACUAGCAGGGCCCCUUCAGCCUCCAGGUCUCAGCCGGCGAGCGAGGACUCGGUCGACAGUAAACCUGAAGCGAAGAAGGUGCGAGGAGGAGGAGGAGGAGGAGGAGGAGCAGCUGCUAAGAAGCCUCCCUCCUCUCCGGAGGAACCCGCCCCUCCCUCCAAGGACAAGGACAGUAAUAGUAAAAAGCCGCCCGGCAAAGGGAAGGCUGCUGCUGCUGGCAGCCAACAGGGCGCCGCCGGUAAGAAGCCUCCGGCCAAAGGGGCUAAGGACGAGGAAGACAAGACUGGGCCGAUCUUCGUCCUCAUCCCCAACGCCAAGGAACAGAGGAUCAAAGAGGAGAAGCAGCUGAAGAUCUUGAAGUGGAACUUCAUGACUCCCAGAGACGAGUACUUGGAGCAGCUGAAGACUCAGAUGUCGACCUGCUUCGCCAAGUGGCUGCAGGACGAGCUCUUCCACUUUGACUUCCAGAGACACGUCAAGGCCAUCGGAGUCAUGAUCGAGCGGUUGGAGAGCGAGAGCGACGCCACCAUCAGCUGCCUGGACCUGAUCCUGAAGUGGUUCACGCUGCGGUUCUUCGACACCAACACCACCGUCCUGAUGAAGGUGCUGGAAUAUCUGAAGCUGCUGUUCACCAUGUUGAACAGGGAGAACUACCACCUGACGGAGUACGAGGCCAACUCCUUCGUCCCCUACCUCAUACUCAAGGUCGGUGAGUCGAAGGAUGUGGUUCGCAAAGACGUGCGGGCCAUCCUGACCAUGCUGUGUAAAGUCCAUCCAGCGUCCAAGGUCUUCCCGUUCCUCAUGGAGGGAACCAAGUCCAAGAACUCCAAGCAGAGAGCCGAGUGUCUGGAGGAGCUGGGCUGUUUGAUCGAGGGCUACGGGAUGAACGUCUGCCAGCCGACUCCGGCCAAGUCUCUGAAGGAGAUCGCCAUUCACAUCGGCGACCGAGACACGUCCGUCCGCAACGCCGCCCUUAACACGGUGGUGGCCGUCUACAAUGCCUGCGGCGACCAAGUGUACAAACUAAUAGGAAAUUUGUCGGAGAAGGACAUGAGCAUGCUGGAGGAGAGAAUCAAGCGAUCGGCCAAGAAGACGGCCGCAGCUCCCUCCAAGCCGAGCGCGACGGAGCGGCCGCAGAGGGAACAUCCUCCCAACCCCAACGGCACUUUCCUCCGGAAGCCGGCGCAGGAAGACCCCAACAAGCUCAACCAAGCCCGUCAGAACAGCCAGCAGCAGCACCACCACCACAGCGAGUCGUCCCACCCGUCCAUCCCCAAGGAGUUCCAGUUGGACCUGGACAUGAUCGAGAUGGACCAGAGCCGAGUGUGCGAGAUGCCCGACCUCGUGCAGCACAAGCUGGACGAGCUGCUGGAGCCCAUCAUGAUCCCCGAGCCCAAGAUGCACUCUGUCUCUCCGCACUUCGACGACCUCCACAACAGCACGUCCUCCACCAUCAACUACGUCAUCUCUCAGGUGGCCAGUGGGGACAUCAACACCAGCAUCCAGGCCCUGGCUCAGAUUGACGAGGUUCUGCGACAGGAGGACAAAGCCGAGGUGAUGUCGGGACACAUCGACCAGUUCCUCAUCGCCACCUUCAUGCAGCUGCGGCUCAUCUACAGCACGCACAUGGCCGACGACCGGCUGGACAAGAAGGACAUCAUCAAACUGUACAGCUGCAUCAUCGGGAACAUGUUGUCGUUGUUCUCGAUGGAGUCGCUUGCCAGAGAGGCGUCCAUGGGCGUCCUGAAGGACCUGAUGCACGGCGUGAUCACGCUGAUGCUGGACAGCCGCGUGGAGGACAUUGAGGACGGACAGCAGCUCAUCCGCUCUGUCAACCUGCUGGUGAUCCGAGUGCUGGAGAAGUCGGACCAGACCAACAUGAUCAGCGCUCUGCUGGUGUUGCUCCAGGACAGUCUGGUGACGACGGCUGGUCCGCCCACGUUCUCCGAGCUCGUCAUGAAGUGUCUGUGGAGGAUGAUCCGCUUCCUCCCGGAGACCAUCGACACCAUCAACCUGGACCGCAUCCUGCUCGACGUCCACAACUUCAUGAAGGUUUUCCCCAAAGAGAAGCUGAAGCAGCUGAAGAGCGACGUCCCACACAGGACGCUCAAGACUCUGCUGCACACGCUCUGCAAGCUCACCGGCCCCAAGAUCCUCGACCACCUCUCCAUGAUAGAAAAUCGUAACGAGUCCGAGUUGGAGGCUCAUCUGAGGCGAGUGGUGAAACACUCUGGAAACCUGUCGGGGCUGAAGAGCGACCGAGGCACCGAGAAGACGGGACUGUACACGGAGGAUCGGAUGUCGAAGGCGAAGGUCAGCGACAUUCUGUCUGAAAUCUUCAAGAAGAUCGGCUCCAAGGAGAACACCAAGGAGGGUUUGACGGAGUUGUACGAGUUCAAGCAGAAGUACUCUGACGCGGAUCUGGAGCCGUUCCUCAAAUACACGUCGCAGUUCUUCCAGAGCUACGUGGAGCGAGGCCUCCGCAUGAUCGAGUCCGAGAGGGAGGGCAAGGCUCGCAUCCAGACCUCGACAGUGAUCCCUCAGCACAGUGUGGACUCAAGUCUGAGCAGCAACAACGAGGAGCUGAAACCUGCUGUUUACUACGAGAGACUGAAGAUCCUCAGACAGAGACAAGGACUGGAAAACACCUCCAGGCUGGGCGGCGGCGGCGGCGAGGACGAUCCGCAGCAGCAGCAGCGACCGGCCAUCUCAUCCCUGCUGUCGUCCAAGCCGCCGGUGGCGUCGUCCACCGACAUGUUGCACAGCAAACUGUCGCAGCUCAAAGAGUCCAGAGAGAUGUACCAGCAGGAGCACAACAACGCACACUCCCACUCGCCCACGCACGGCCACACGCGCUCCGCAUCACCCGCCGCCAACCUGGACGACCUCAAGAAGCGUCUGGAGCGGAUCAAGAGCAACCGGCAGUGAGGCGCCGCCGCAUCUCAUCUGUAAACGACUGUGGAGUUGAGCCGGUAGAUAAACACACGACAUCAUCCUCCAUUUUAA
Scophthalmus maximus (turbot) is the source of this 6469-nucleotide messenger RNA. It is a transcript of the gene ckap5, whose product is annotated as cytoskeleton associated protein 5. Gene Ontology annotation, molecular function: microtubule plus-end binding; microtubule plus end polymerase activity. Gene Ontology annotation, cellular component: centrosome; microtubule plus-end; kinetochore. NCBI's taxonomy places the organism in Eukaryota, Metazoa, Chordata, Actinopteri, Pleuronectiformes, Scophthalmidae. Gene Ontology annotation, biological process: microtubule polymerization; centrosome duplication; mitotic spindle organization. The coding region runs from base 194 to 6391 and encodes 2065 amino acids. The transcript has 42 exons. The record is from RefSeq and is a predicted model, not a curated record.